Colletotrichum spaethianum is the source of this 2958-nucleotide messenger RNA. RefSeq lists its product as uncharacterized. The record is from RefSeq and is a predicted model, not a curated record. Lineage: Eukaryota; Fungi; Ascomycota; Sordariomycetes; Glomerellales; Glomerellaceae. The transcript has 2 exons. The coding region runs from base 1 to 2958 and encodes 985 amino acids.
AUGAGAGGAAUCGACCCCAUCAACGUGGCUCUGGCCUUCGGUGCUUUCAUCAUUGCGUUGAGAGCCCUAUUCCAGGCCGCAAUCCAACUUUUAUACUAUCUCCCAGAGUUGUUGAAGCUUCUGACCAUCGAAGACAACCUGAAGAUGAUUGUCGGCUUCUGGAUUCUCAUCCAUACUCUUCUCGCUGCCCCCUUCUCUUAUCUUUACGUUAUAAACCCAUCAAUCCGAUACUUCAUCCCUUCGCUCGGUUGUUCAGAAGAAACUGCGACCAGAAUCGACCAGAAGAUAGCUCGUUGCAGCAUGGUUGCCUUCAUCCCAUACCCCAGUACUGUAUUGCACGCGUCUGCAGCAGUUGUUGGCUAUCUGUGUCGGACAUCGAUCACAAUCGCGACCUUGGCCACCGACAGAAUAUUCAAGGAGAGACGAACCAACGUUGUUACCGAAGCGAAACAGCCUUCCCUCAAUCUCCAUGCGGAACUUACAACUGAGCAAAAAGCCGCUGAGGCGCGGAGAUGCCGACUACCGGGCCCUGUCUGCGAAUCCAGGCGGCAUCAACUUGACAUCAAACGAAAGGAGGUGAACGAGCUGGUUAAACAACUGGGAGAGGUGGAACAGCGCGAGCUCGACGCAAACGGUGCUACGGAUACUGAAAGAGCCUCUCGCAAACUCAUACAGCAACGCCUUGAUCGUACCGAGCAACAACUGUCCCAGUACAGCCCGGAAGCGAAUAACAUCCGACAACUCGAGUCUCAGCUGGCAGAAUACCAGAAGAAGGCCGACCAGGCUAGACUUCGCGCCGACAAGGCCGAGCGCCUGCUCAAGACAGAGGUCGAGAAUUCAAAGUGGAUCAUCGAACGGAAGGACGCCCACGCCAGAAAGCUCCGCGGCGAUGCAGCGCAUGUCGCCGUGGUGGCAAAAGACAGGCUAGGGGUUAUGCGUGCCGAGAUCAAGUCGUUGAAGCAGGAGUUGGACGAAGCAACACGAAAAAACACGCCUGCCGACAUUGAGACUUUCAUUGCAGAGAAAGACACGACCAUCCAGUUCUUGAUUGAUGCGGGAAUUGCCGUUGAGGAAGACCGCGACGAGAAGAUGAAAUACGCCGAGACUAUGUACGCUUUGCUGGAAACAGAGAACCAAAACCUGCGACAGCAACUGAGUGACUCGACCAAUAUCUUGCAGAAUGCUGGCAACAAAGCUGAGAUCUGUUCUCUGAGAGACACUCUGGCGGAUGCUCAGAAACAUAUUCAGACAGCCAAGGCGGGUCUUACUAACAAGCAAGCUAGGAUCGACGAGCUUGAGAACCAGGUCAAGAAGGCCACAGGCGAGUCAAAUGCGGCCAUGGCCGGUGUCGCUAACCAAAUCAACAAAUUGACCGCCGAGCUCUCAGCCGCACAAGAGAAACUGGUCCUUGGAAUGACGAAAGAACACAUCGAAAGCAUUACACAUCAGACGGAAGAGCUGAGCAACCAGCUCACAACCGCACAAGCCAGUCACACUAGCAAGAUGAACCAGGCAUCAGCCAUCCAUACCGAGCAACAGCAGUGCAUCGCCUCUCUACGCAGCAAUUUGGAUGCUUCCAAUAACGAGAACACAAGCCUCCGUCAAGAGGUAUCGCGACUUCAAGAGCUGCAUCAUCAGAACGCAGUCUCCAACGCCAACAGCGGGGCUAUCGAACAGCGUCUGGAAGCUGUGCAGCACCAGCAUCAAACUGACCUGAACCAAGCGAGAACCUUAUUUGCCACGAAGGAUGGCGAAUUCAAACACCUCCAAGACAGCCUUGUUGUUGCCCGGGUACGUAUCAGUAGCCUGGAAAAAGAAGUCACCGAGAUGCAAGAAUACAACGAGGACCACGACAAAGAAGUCGAGAGCUUGAAGGAACAGCUGCACAAGGCACUUACCAAUGAGCAGGAUGCCAUCAAACGCUUCACAGAGCUGGAGGAGAGGAGAAAAAAGGAGGCCACCGCAGACCUUCUAAGGUAUAACCGGCUCAAGGUCGAAUACAACAAGGCCAGCCGACAGAGGGACAACCUUGCUGCCGGCACCCGGACUGACAAGACUGAAGCUCUCCGAAAUCAGCUGACGAAGGCAGCUGACAUGAUAACGGACCGUGACAUAAGUAUCAUGACCUUGGAAGAGCAGGUCCAAGGAAUGAAGAGCAAUUUCGAAAACGGACAUGCUGGUGCCAACACAAGCGCCGAGGAUCAGAACAAUCAGAAGACAUCCCCGAACCAAACGCAGUUAUACACCACCGAGACCAAAGAGAAGCAGCAAAAAGCAUUGGAAAUGAUCAACAGAGCCCAAUGGCUGGGAGGCGUCAACGAGGACGGCUCAGAGGAGGAUGCUCAGUCUGAUACUGGCAUGGAAAUGGAAAGCACGCAGGCAUACGACGCCACGAACCCAAAGACCCAGGACGAAAAGAAGAAUCAAGGAGAGGAGGAUGCCGAGGAGGAAGACGAGGAAUUCGAAGCGGCAAUGAACCAGGCCAUUGAUGAGUCGAACCAAGAGUACGAAAACCGAACAGCCGCCAUAUUCAAGACAAGCAUUGAGGCCCCAGGAGUCAAAAACCCUUUUGCACUGCCUGGACCCCCAACAACAGCAUCGGACUUCUCUGCCAUGUUCGGCAGACAUGACCCUGUGCCGAUAUUUGGGCAACAGACAGCAAACAUGUCAAGCCCGGAAAAGCCUGUGACGCCGGACUCGACGACUGCGAAGCACCUCAAGAGCGGUGUCACAUUCUGGAUGCCCACGAAGAUGUCUCCUGCCACACCGACCCCCAAACAGCAACAGAAGCAGCAGAAUGCUUCGGGACAAGAGGCAUCUGAUACCCCCGCCCCGAUCACAGGUCGCAAACUCAAGCGUCCAUCGACUCGGCGUCUCUCGCAUACGAAGGAGCAGCAGCUCCAAUCCCCCAACCCCUCCUCUGAUGCAGUCUACAAACCUGCCCCGAAGAACGAGUGA